Molecule: messenger RNA, 3560 nt
Organism: Sphaeramia orbicularis (orbiculate cardinalfish)
Lineage: Eukaryota; Metazoa; Chordata; Actinopteri; Kurtiformes; Apogonidae
Gene: pax3b
Product: paired box 3b
Exons: 9
Coding region: 354-1832 (492 amino acids)
Biological process (GO): anatomical structure development; regulation of transcription by RNA polymerase II
Molecular function (GO): DNA-binding transcription factor activity, RNA polymerase II-specific; RNA polymerase II cis-regulatory region sequence-specific DNA binding
Source: RefSeq, a predicted model, not a curated record
CAGCAUUUUCGCCCUAGGUAGCCGUAUCUUUCUGACAAACACAUUCCCAAAAGUCUUAAUUCUGGCGCAUAAAACGAGGACGAGCGGGAAAACACCUUCAUCCAUCGCCCAAAUAUCCACUUUUGUCCCUUUUGUCGUCAAAUUUGACCACUGUGAGUGUCGCAGCUGUCCCGGGAUAGCUACUGGUGCUCGGCUGUGGCCCGGGCGCGGCUAACCCUCAUCCGGGCUAACCUUCCAGGAAGCGUCCUCACAGGCGACCGAGGCCGACGUCCUGCCGCUAAAACCUCGUCUGUGGAGCCGCGGCAGCCUCCCAGACAGGAGGAGGUACCAGUAGUGACCGGGGCGGUGGAGGUAUGACUGCGUUGGCGGGGUCAAUACCCAGGAUGAUGCGACCCACGCUGGCUCAGAACUACCCCCGCAGUGGUUUCCCACUGGAAGUGUCUACUCCUUUGGGUCAAGGCCGAGUGAACCAGCUCGGAGGAGUUUUCAUAAAUGGCAGACCUUUGCCCAACCACAUCCGACAUAAAAUCGUCGAGAUGGCCCAUCACGGCAUCAGGCCGUGUGUAAUCUCCAGACAGCUCCGGGUCUCCCACGGCUGUGUAUCCAAAAUUCUGUGCCGGUAUCAGGAAACCGGUUCCAUCAGACCCGGAGCUAUCGGUGGCAGCAAACCCAAGCAGGGAACAACGCCGGACGUAGAGAAGAGAAUAGAAGAAUACAAGAGAGAAAAUCCGGGUAUGUUUAGCUGGGAGAUUCGGGAUAAAUUACUGAAGGAUGGGAUAUGUGACCGCAACAAUGUUCCUUCAGUGAGCUCCAUCAGUCGCAUCAUGCGGAGUAAGUUCGGGGGUAAAGGAGAUGAAGAGGAAGAUGAAGAUGAAAUCGAAAAGAAAGAACUGGAGGAAAGUGACCGGAGGGCCAAACACAGCAUUGAAGGCAUCCUGGGAGACAGAUCGAGUCACUCAGACGAGGGUUCAGAUGUGGAGUCAGAGCCCGAUCUGCCGCUCAAGAGGAAGCAGCGGCGCAGUCGGACCACCUUCACCGCAGAGCAGCUGGAGGAGCUGGAAAGGGCCUUCGAAAGAACUCACUAUCCUGACAUCUACACCAGGGAGGAGCUUGCCCAGAGGGCUAAACUCACCGAGGCCAGGGUGCAGGUUUGGUUCAGCAACAGGCGGGCGAGGUGGAGGAAGCAAGCAGGAGCCAAUCAGCUGAUGGCAUUUAAUCACCUGAUUCCAGGGGGUUUCCCACCCUCAGCCAUGUCCAGCAUCCCGCCCUACCAGCUCUCUGACAGCUCCUACCCCCCGUCGUCCUUAGCGCAAGUGUCGGAGCCACCCAGCACAGUGCACCGGCCUCAGCCUUUACCUCCGUCCUCGGGUCACCAAGCCUCAGGAGGUGGAGGGCAGGGAGAAGGAGGCUCUGCCUACUGCCUCGCCUCCGGACGCCACUCCUUCUCAGGAUACUCAGACAGCUUUGUCGGUCCCGGAGGACCGGCCAAUCCUAUGAACCCCGCCAUAGGAAAUGGACUCUCUCCACAGGUGAUGGGUCUGCUGAAUCCGGGUGGUGUUCCACAUCAGCCCCAAAGCGACUACGCCAUCUCCCCUCUCACAAGCGGUCUUGAGCCCCCCUCUGGCAUGGCCGCCAGCUGUAGCCAGCGCAUGGAUCACAUCAAGGGCCUGGAGGGUCUGACUAGCGUCCCCUCUAUGUCCGCUCUGCCCUCUUUACCCAGCUCACAGUCUUACUGCCCCCCCUCCUACAGCUCACCGGGCUACACCGUGGACCAUGUGGCAUCCUACCAGUACGGCCAGUACGGACAAAGUAAGGUGCCCUUCCUUAUCUGAGGCCUGAAAUCACCUGAUCAGAUGCUUUUGGACGUCACAGUGGGACACGCAUUUGUGUCCACAGCGAUGGAAGCGAUUAACUGGACCAAAAUUUGCUACCAAUUACCUGGAAACACGGCCUACUGAAGGACAUUACAUUGUGAAUUUAUGACAGAGAAAUGGACAAAAGACAAAAGGAGGCACCACAAGAAGGAAUAUCAAGACCGUGUACUGUUUAUUGAAUCUGAACAUUGCUGCAACGGUAAACAAACCACAGAGAACCUGUUGCUUUCUGCACAUGUGGAGACCCAUCCAUGGUUACUGUCCGCAGGCAGUGAGAAAAUCCUGGGACCAAGAACCAUGCGUGGACUGUGGAGUUUGUAUCAGGACAGCAAACACACAUGUAUUGUCACAGACUACCAGCCUCUGAGUUGACGCUGAAGGGAACAUGUUUACGUAUAAAUAUCUCACGGGCCACAUGAAUCCAUAAUAAAUUCCAUGUAUUUCCAAAUUAAUCCCCAAAUUAUAUUUGCUGAAGGGGAAAAGAAAGGGGUCUUUGUUGAUUUUAUUAACAUUGCAUUUAUUUGAAAUUUCAUCCCACACAUGAAGAGAGAUUCCACAGUCAAAGAAAACAAAUCUGAGUAAAUGAAUCUGUGGGUUUUAUUGUAUGUGGAACUCUAAUGUACACCACAGCUGUACCGCUGAGAAAGUUCAUUCAGACAUUCCUCCUGCCUCUUGCCUCCUCCCCCUCUGUCCUUCUCCUUUCUGCUCUUUUCUGUCUUAUUCCUUCUGUUUCAUUGAUGUUCGGGACGGUGAGGCAGGGAUCCCGGCCUUUUGUAGUUUUAGAGAGGACUCCGGGAGGUCAGGGGUGACUUUAAGGAAAGUGACAGAUGAGAGAGCAGUCGAGGAGGGCGGCAGAGAAGUGGCUUUAAAGGGGGAUAGGCAAGAUCGAUCACAGGGUGAAAAUCCUUUAAAGAUCCUCUCCCAGUGAGAAAAAGCCACCAGGUCACAAGUCACGACCAAGCGACACUUGAGAAACUGAGAGACCAACAGAGUUUAAACUAAAGAUUGCCAACCUCCCAGCUGACCAGAAGUGCAAUAUCAUGUAUCCAAGAGUCGACCUCAACAGUUAAACAAUAAAAAAAAGCAAACGUGCCUCCUAAAGUCUUACGAAACAUUUUGGAUUCAGCCUCUGGAUCUUGCCUGGUACUUUGCAGCGGAACAACACAUGUGCCUUUGAAGGCUUUUGGGUCCAAAACAUAUAUGAAACAUUGUUAAUAUUGUUGUAGUCACAAACUGAGGGACCACAUUUGUAAAGACUUAAGUCACAGUAGUGUCAUGAGCAAAAGAAUGAAUCAAGGGAAAGCCAAUGUAAACAGCCAAUUACCAGGAAUGACAAAGCCAAAAUUACUUUUUUUUUACUAUAAUGUUAUGUUGCUUGGGACCUUUAUUUUCUUUCCACUUUGCAAAAGCAGGAAAUAUCCAUUAGGUUUCUAUUGCAUUCCGUAAAUAUUUAUUGUCACAAAUAUGCUGUGUGUCAACAGUAUAAUUGUAAACUUUUCCACCUUGUAAAACAAUACUUUAUCCAUCAAAAUUUGAGUUACAGUCUGCCUUCAUCCAAGCGUUCUGUUGUUUUGUACAUUUGUCUAUGUUAUGAAGAACCGAUCCUUUCAGCCCUUUGAUAUAUUUUUUGUAUUAUCUGACAAAGCAAUAUGACAUAAUGUCAUGUGUACAAGCGCAUUAUCAUUG